CUCCAUCAGGCGGAGGAGCGAUCUAGGCGGGAGGGGUGGGGUUUCUGCUUUUUGCUACUGGAUUGAGGCGGGCCGAGGAGUGGCCGAGGCCGGUGAGGAAGCCGAGGAGGCCGCGAUCCAUAAAGAAAUAUCCUGAUCUCCCCUAUUUUUCUUGAUGAGCGAUACCAUUCCCUCUGAUGCAGUUGGUCGAAGAAUUCUCUGUAAUGGAGAAUAUGGAACAGUACUUUAUGUUGGUAAAGUUCCUCCUACAACAGGAAUUUGGCUUGGAGUGGAAUGGGACAACCAUGAAAGAGGAAAACAUAAUGGUAGUCAUGAAGGAAUACAGUAUUUCAAAUGUAGGCAUCCUACAGGAGGAUCCUUUAUCCGCCCAAACAAGGCAGAUUUUGGAGUAGAUUUCCUUUCCGCUGUUAAGGAGAAGUACGGAUUGAAUGAAAAUGAGCAAGAUGCCGAGAGUGAAACAGAACUGUCAUUAGUAAUUGGAAGGAAAACUGUAGAAACAGUCGGGUUUGAUUCCAUCAAAGAAAAACAAAAGCAAUUGACUACCUUGAGUGACAUUUCAGUAGAUGCGUGUGCAGUGAGCCUUGCAGGUCGAGAAGAAGAAAUCAGAAAAUCAUGCCCUAAUAUUCGGCAGAUAAAUCUAUCAAAAAAUCUUUUAUCAUCUUGGAAAGAAGUGUUAGCUAUCGCCUGCCAAGUUGAACAUUUAGAAACACUUAAUCUCAGUGAAAACAAAAUGAAAUUUCCAUCUGUUCUACCACCUGCUUCAAGGACAUUUUGUAAACUCAGGAUUCUUGCGCUUAAUCAGACUGGAGUGACAUGGAGUGAGGUUCUUUUAUGUGCUGCAGGGUGGCCUGCUCUUGAAGAACUGUACCUUGCUUCCAAUAGCAUUUCACAUUUAAAAAGACCUGUUGAUGUCCUCCAGAAUCUGAAAUGGCUAGACCUUUCUAACAACCAGCUAACUGAUGAAAAUCAACUUCAUCUAAUUGCAGAUCUUCCCAGGUUAGAAAGAUUAAUACUUACGAACAAUGGAAUUUCUUCUAUACACUUUCCUGAUGCAGCAUUUGGGUACAAGACUAGAAGGUUUCCUUCAUUAACACAUCUUAUAUUAAAAGACAAUAGAAUAGCAAAAUGGUCUGUUAUCAAUGAACUUGACAAGCUACAAAAACUUGAAUCAUUUGAUUGUCGGAAUAACCCUUUGAUGGAUUCAGACCAAAAUGUAGAGACUGUGAAACAGCUUAUUAUUGCCAAAAUAGGCCAGUUAAAGUUUUUGAACAAAUCGCAGAUUUUUCCUGAAGAAAGGAAGGGAGCAGAACUUGACUAUAGAAAAAAAUAUGGAGUUCACUGGUUAAAAGCUGGUGGUAAUCAAGAUCCAAAGAAAAAUAAUCCAAGUGAGGAAUUCCUUGCUGCUCAUCCAAGAUUUCAGUUACUCUGUGACCUCUAUGGUGCCCCAGAAGAUGGAGAGAUGGAAAGAGAACAACCUUUCUCUCUCAAAAAUCAGCUGCUCACUUUGACUUUUAUGUGCCCUGACAAAGCUGAUCAGAAGCCCAUAGAGAAGAAACUUCCAGAUUCUAUGACUAUCCAGAAGGUCAAAGGAUUGCUGUAUCGGCUACUUAAAAUUCCAGGCUCAGAACUGAAACUAUCAUAUGAAAGUUCUAAAAUGAAAGGCAAGGAAUUUGAAUUGGACAAUGACCUAAAGCCCUUGCAGUUCUACUCUAUUGAAAAUGAAGACUGCAUUCUAGUACGAUGGUAAAAGCUGCCUUUAAUACAUUUUGAAGAAUACUUGCACACUGCUAGCAAAGUUUAUAGGCUGAUUUUUAAUUGUAUUGUUGGGGAAAACCUUUAUAAAAACAUAUCACUGUUUGGUA
Candoia aspera is the source of this 1862-nucleotide messenger RNA. RefSeq names its product tubulin folding cofactor E (gene TBCE). Gene Ontology annotation, molecular function: histone binding. The record is from RefSeq and is a predicted model, not a curated record. Gene Ontology annotation, cellular component: nucleus. NCBI's taxonomy places the organism in Eukaryota, Metazoa, Chordata, Lepidosauria, Squamata, Candoiidae. Bases 155 to 1747 code for a protein of 530 amino acids. The transcript has 17 exons.